This is a messenger RNA of Nicrophorus vespilloides, 535 nucleotides long. It is a transcript of the gene RpL30, whose product is annotated as 60S ribosomal protein L30. Gene Ontology annotation, cellular component: cytosolic large ribosomal subunit. The record is from RefSeq and is a predicted model, not a curated record. The coding region runs from base 80 to 436 and encodes 118 amino acids. The transcript has 3 exons. Gene Ontology annotation, molecular function: RNA binding; structural constituent of ribosome. Lineage: Eukaryota; Metazoa; Arthropoda; Insecta; Coleoptera; Silphidae.
UAGGAAGUCUGACGCCGACAUAUUUCUUUUUAUACUUGUCUCUGUCCUGUGCUGCACGUGGGAAUAUAAACCUGAAAACAUGGUUGCUCUAAAGAAGCAGAAGAAGGCUAUUGAGAGCAUCAACAGCAAGUUGGCUCUGGUUAUGAAAUCCGGCAAAUAUUGCUUAGGAUACAAACAGACGCUGAAAACUCUCAGACAAGGCAAGGCUAAGUUGAUCAUAAUUGCCAACAACACACCACCACUAAGGAAAUGUGAAAUAGAAUAUUAUGCUAUGCUGGCCAAGACCGGAGUCCACCACUACACUGGUAAUAAUAUUGAGUUGGGAACCGCCUGCGGUAAAUACUACAGGGUUUGUGUAAUGUCCAUUACGGAUCCUGGAGAUUCAGACAUUAUCCGUUCCAUGCCAGCUGGAGACCUUCUCCCAACGGCCCAAUAAGGAUGAUUACAAUAAGUUUAUUAUGUAUAAAUUUUAAAAUAACUGUUGUUAGUUUAUAUAUUGACAAAAGAAUGGACAAAUAGAAAUUGACAAUGGUAA